GCUAUAAGCAAGGGAGAUAAUUAGAAACAUAUUUGUGUUUCUAAUAAGCAAGAGGACGUAAUCAGUAAAUAUUUCCCUUAAUUCAAACGUAUUUGAAUCACGAUGGCAGAAUGUACUUAUGUUAACAGUGUGACGUCCAGCAUGUCUCAAAAGCGGCAAGAUUACCUUGAAUGGGAUGAUUACUUCAUGUCAGUGGCUUUCCUUUCUGCUCAGCGUAGCAAAGACCCAAGAACUCAGGUAGGAGCUUGUAUUGUUAAUGAAAAUCGACGUAUUGUUGGCAUCGGAUAUAACGGCAUGCCUCGUGGUUGUAGUGACGAUGAUUUUCCUUGGUGCAAUGAAGGUGUCACUGAGCUAGAUAAAAAAUAUCUCUACGUAUGUCAUGCUGAGCUUAAUGCUAUUCUCAAUAAGAAUUCUACUGACGUUUGCAAUUGCUCUAUAUAUGUUGGUUUGUUCCCUUGCAAUGAAUGUACUAAAGUCAUUAUACAGUCUGGAAUUAAAGAAGUCAUAUACUAUUCGGAUAAAUAUAAGGACAAAAUUACCUCUAAAGCUUCUCGAAUUAUGUUGGAUCGCGCAAAAAUAAAAUAUCGCCAGCAUCGACCUACAAACGGACGAAUUGUUAUAGAUUUUACUUUAUUAGAAGAAAAGAAAGACCCGAUUAUAAGUUCAGUUUUGUCCCCCAUUUCUGAACUUUCACUUGAUAAUCAGAUGCGGACAUGAACACUUGGAAUUCAUUAUAUUGCUAACAGUGCCUUUUCAUAAUGAUAUCCUGUUAUAUUUAAUUUUCUAGCUGAAAUUAACGGAACUGGUCAAGUUUGUCUUUUAUAUACGAAAUAUUAACUGCUGUAUUUUUAACGAAAAGUUUUAUUCUAUUUUGGGCACUGUCAUGCUAUUAGCUGUCAGAAGUGAAAGUGCUCACUGCUAGUGAAGUAUCUGUCUGUCUGUCUGCAUGCCUGUUGCUGGCUUGUCGAUUCUUUGGCUACUGACAGCUAAUACCAUGACUGGCCGGAGCGAGCUAUAUGUCUGUCUGUCUCUCUCUCUCUCUAUCUAUCUAUCACUCGAAAGUUAUUGGAACAAAUUUGACAUCUAUAUCCAUGCGUUUGAAAACACAACACAGAGUAUAAGGGUACUCGCGUCCGCGCUAGCUAGUCGUGAGUGGUCGAUCCUAUUAUUUUUAAACUUCAAACUUCAUUUGUUUUCUAUUUUGAUAAAUUCUCUCUGUUGAAAAUUAUAUUUUUAUAUUUUAAAUAAUUUGCAAUUUCAGGAAAUAUGUUUUUAUAUUACCUAAUAAAACUUUUUUUUUUAUGGUUUGGUUUGACCUGUUAGGGUCUGCACUAGUGACCUUCGUAGGCGACUCCGAAACUGUUUAAGUUGAUGUAACUGAUGUUCUUGAACAACUCCAGCCAUUAUGUUAGUCCCUGAAAUAACUGUGCCUUUUUUUUUUAAUGUUUCAUUCUUGUUUUAUUUUUUUUUCGUUUAAUUCUUAGAUUAUUCACAUUAUAGUCUUUGUUUAACUUUCAGUUUAUUUGAAUUUUAUUCUUUAUUUUAAUAAUUAUUCAUUCAAAUCUUGAUAAGCAUGCUAUUGUUUGACAUUUUCAACCAUAGUUUCAAAUUUCACUAAUUCUCAGAAUUUCCUUAAAAACAUUUUAAUUCAUAAUCUAUGUUGUACACACCCCAAACUGUCUGUCAGAUGACACAAAUAAAGCAGAGGAAACAAGCAAUGGAAUUAUUUCUAUUCAAAUCGUAAAAGAUACAGAAUGUCUCUGUCAGUGGUUCUCAACUGGAAUUUAUAUGGACCCUGGGGGUGGGGUCCAUGUAAGAUUUUGUUGCUAAAAUUCAUCUGCAUUAAACUGGUUCUAUUUGUACAAUACACAAAAUAUAUAUAUAUUUUUUUUAAUACAAUUCUUCAUAAUAUUAUAAAAGUAUAAUAGGAUUUCUUUAAACAAUGAAUGGCUAUAGGGGAAUCACCUCCGUAAAAUGGGAAUCAAAGGGGCCCAUAGGUGAAAGGGGGUUGAGAACCACUGAUCUAUGUAAUUAAAGUCUUAAAGUUUUAACUGUGGGAGCAAAUGAAACAAUAUCAGGUAUCAUAUAAAAGUGAUAUAUAAUAAAUGUCUAAUACUAUGAAAUAUAAAAAUUGAACAAAUAUUGUUUGAAAUAUGGAAUCUUUAUAAUGUACAGUUUCCUUCAUUAGGAAUCAGAAUAGUUUUUAUUGACAGUCAGUUGUUCUGUUGAUUUAUUUUUUUCUGUCUUGAAAUAAACAUGUUAUCAAUUCUUA
Octopus bimaculoides (California two-spot octopus) is the source of this 2272-nucleotide messenger RNA. Its product is annotated as deoxycytidylate deaminase. Gene Ontology annotation, molecular function: dCMP deaminase activity; zinc ion binding. The record is from RefSeq and is a predicted model, not a curated record. Gene Ontology annotation, cellular component: cytoplasm. NCBI's taxonomy places the organism in Eukaryota, Metazoa, Mollusca, Cephalopoda, Octopoda, Octopodidae.